Lathyrus sativus (Indian pea) is the source of this 1860-nucleotide messenger RNA. Lineage: Eukaryota; Viridiplantae; Streptophyta; Magnoliopsida; Fabales; Fabaceae. The record is from the annotation of a GenBank genome assembly.
AUGGACCCGAUCAUCCUCUCCGACGAAGAUGACCCCACGACACCGCUCCCUCUCCAUUCUAAGAAGCGCCGAACCGAACAACCCGAUCCAAACCCUACCGUUUUCAUCAUCGACGACGACCCCACUCCACAGAAGCAGCACGUUCCUUCCUCUAUACCUUCUAUCGUUCCCGAUACUCCAUUCUCCCCUUUAUUCGAUUCCGAAAUUGCAAUCGUCAAAUGCACUAGACCUUCUGAUUCUGCUCCUACGAAUUUACCAGGAAUUAGUCAAAUGAUAUGUUUGGAAUCAGAUGAUGAGCUGGAAAAUUCUCGAAUUGGAAAUUGGAAUGAGAAUGGAGCAAGGGGAUUUUCUUCUCAGGAAGAAAUUGCUGGAAAUUCAACAUGGACUUACCAUUCAACUGGUUAUGGAAGUUCUCCUGACAGAUAUGUUUCAUGUGAAAAUGUUACUCGAGCUGAAAAUUCCGGGGACAAUCCGUCAAAUCCAACCUCCUCACAAGUGGAAGAGAAUCCUAAUGAGAACAAUAUGAGCCUGGAGCAGGAAGAGAAUCCUAAUGAGAACAAUAUGAGCCUGGAGCAGGAAGAGAAUCCUAAUGAGAACAAUAUGAGCCUAGAGCAGGAAGAGAAUCCUAAUGAGAACAAUAUGAGCAUGGAGCAGGAAGAGAAUCCUAAUGAGAUAAAUAUGAGCAUGGAGCAGGAAGAGAAUACUAAUGAGAUAAAUAUGAGCAUGGAUCAGGAAGAGAACGUUGACAAUAUGAAAAGUUCCAAAGUCUCUGCAAAGAGCAGAAACAGGGCAACUGGAAAAACAAAGAUGACAAAAGAAGAAAGAAGUCGUUUGAUGGAAGAAAAGAAACUACUGAAGGAACAAGAGAAGUUAAGAAAAGCAGCUAUGAAGGCUGAAGCUGCAGAACUGAAAAAAAUUGAGAAAGAAAAGCAAAAGUGGGAAAAAGGGAAGUUCGCAAUGAAAUAUAUUGUGGCAGAAAUAGAUGCAAAGGUAGUUGAAUCAGGUUCAAUCGGAGGCCAUUUGCUUACUAGGUUUGCUGAAAAAGGGCUUACAUAUCAUAUUACGUCAAAUCCAAUCUCCGGGUCCAUUUUAUGGUCUAUGAAAGUUCCAGAAAGUAUUUCACAGCUUUCCACUGAGCGAAUUGAGAUUCCAUAUGUCUUACUAGUUUUUGAGGCCGACAAAUUUUGUAACCUCACCGUUAAUGAUUCUCUUUUUGAUCAACUCAAUAGCAUUCGAAAUCAUUAUCCAGCUUAUACUGUUUGUUACCUCACAAACAGGUUACUUUCUUACAUUAAUAAAAGGGAGCAGGAAAAAUACAAGAACCCAGAAAACAAUACUUGUUGGAGACGUCCGCCCGUUGAGGAGGUACUAGCAAAAUUAACAACUAAUUUCGCCAAAAUACAUUACAGACUGUGUGUAGAUGAAGCUGAACUAGCUGAACAUGUUGUGGGUUUGACAUGCAGUCUGGCGUCUUGUCAAUUUAGAAAGAAAUUAACUAGGUUAUCUGUAAAUGCAAAUGGAUCUCUUGUUUCAAAGGACAGUGUUGACCGGAACUUAAUAAAGAAAUCCACUUGGUUAAAAGCUUUGGUUGCUAUCCCCAAGGUACAACCGCGAUUUGCAAUUGCUAUUUGGAAAAAAUACCCAACCAUGAAAUCUCUGUUACGUGUUUAUAUGGACCCAACUAAAUCGGAGCAUGAGAAGGAAUUUUUACUCAAAGACUUGAUGACAGAAGGUUUGAUUGGUGGUGACAGAAGGUUAGGCGAGGUUUGCUCAAAGCGAGUGUACAGAAUUCUAAUGGCUCAAAAGGGAACCAUCAGAACAGAUGAUGUCGAGAAUGGUGCUGAUUUUUUUGAACGUUAA